This is a messenger RNA of Helobdella robusta, 498 nucleotides long. RefSeq lists its product as hypothetical. Gene Ontology annotation, cellular component: nucleus. The transcript is spliced from 2 exons. NCBI's taxonomy places the organism in Eukaryota, Metazoa, Annelida, Clitellata, Rhynchobdellida, Glossiphoniidae. Gene Ontology annotation, biological process: regulation of transcription by RNA polymerase II. Gene Ontology annotation, molecular function: DNA-binding transcription factor activity, RNA polymerase II-specific; RNA polymerase II cis-regulatory region sequence-specific DNA binding. The annotation marks the transcript as partial. The record is from RefSeq and is a predicted model, not a curated record.
GAGAAAUUGAACACUCGAGAGGUCGCUCUGCAGAUUGGCAGUGAACUGAAAAGAUACAGCAUACCACAAUCUGUCUUCGCUCAACAGGUUCUCUGUCGAAGCCAGGGAACCCUUAGCGAUCUCUUAAGGAACCCAAAACCGUGGAGCAAGUUAAAAUCAGGCAGAGAAACAUUCAGGCGGAUGUGGAAGUGGCUGCAGGAGCCAGAGUACCAACGACUUGCAACAUUGAGGAUGAUUGGCAAGAUGACAAGUUACCACAACAACAAUAUGACAACAACGUCGUCGACUAACGCAUCCAACUCAACAGCCGCCAAAAAGCCGCGACUCGUCUUCACAGACGUACAGAGGCGAACGUUGAUGGCAAUCUUCGAGCAGACGAGGCGACCGAACAAGGAAAUCCAGACGGCCAUCGCCGAGCAGCUGGGAUUGAAAAUUUCAACCGUAGCCAACUUUUUCAUGAACGCCCGACGCAGAUCAUUCGAGAAGUACGUGGAAGAU